Drosophila subpulchrella is the source of this 601-nucleotide messenger RNA. RefSeq lists its product as uncharacterized. The transcript has a single exon. The record is from RefSeq and is a predicted model, not a curated record. NCBI's taxonomy places the organism in Eukaryota, Metazoa, Arthropoda, Insecta, Diptera, Drosophilidae. Bases 120 to 596 code for a protein of 158 amino acids.
UUCGCGGAAAUUAUUUCGUUAGCAAAUAAGUAGGGAAACCUUCUUAUACUUAUAACGAAAUCAAACAUCAUUAUAUCAGAAAACAGUUCAGAAAACAAUAUAUAUUUGCAAAAUACAUCAUGGCGACGGAAUCAAAUGUGUUGACUAUUGGAACUGAGAACGGUGAAGUUUUAGAUGGAGCUCGGAUCCCAAAGAGCCACAAAGAGUUAAAAGACUCAGAUCUAGAGAUAUAUUUGCAGAAAAUAUUACUAAACGAUGCUAGGCCAUUGACUGAAGUAUAUGUAGAUGGAUCUGUCGAAAUGUUUUCAGCGAAUGAAAAUAGGAAAAAUGGACAAUAUAUUUACGAGUUUGGUCCUAGUGAUAAGAUAAAUGGUUGGAUGAUAAGUUGUCCUACAUUUGAACCAAAAGGCGUCAUUAGGCGUUUAAAAAACAAAAUCAGUGGGGAACACUUAAUAUCUGAAAACGUUGUUAAGUAUCCUAAAGAUUCGAGAAAUUUUGUAAUGGAAUCUGUUUCCAAAGCUGUGAAUGAGGAAAGCUCGGAUAUAUAUUAUUACUUGUGUUAUCUGAAGGAACACACUAAUAAAAAAAGAACUUAAGAACA